GCACGCAUUGACUUGAAAUGACAAUUGACAAUUUGACAUAUUAUUAUGGUUCAAUCAUUCAAAUUUCAUUUGAUAAAUUUUAUUGCUUUACAGAUUAGUGGUUCGUUGACGUCUUCAAUAUGUAAAUUAUGCCGUAGUUGGUUCGUUCUUUAACUCGAGUUACUUAACACGGUGCAUACAUAUGAAAUGUUUAAGAGGUGAAAGAAAUUUCGCGUUUAAAAUAUAGUGCCGUAAAGAUUUUAAGAAACAGAACAUGUCUCAUAUUUGCAAUCCAGUUGGUCAUAAAUUUAUCCCGGUUGAAAUUCAAGAGAAUGAUAUUUUUACUGGAAUAUUGAAAAUUCUUUCUAUUUUAAGACCAGAAUGGACUCCGGAAAACAUUAAAUUCAAGGUUUUUACUGACGGGAUUACGAAUAAGCUUGUCGCUUGCCAGUUUAAUGCUGAACAAGUCGGCGAAAACAAUAUAGUGCUUGUAAGAAUUUAUGGAAACAAAACAGAUUUGCUAAUAGAUAGAAAUGCUGAAGUCCGAAAUAUUACAGUUCUUAAUAAAAGUGGGUUGGCUCCGCAAAUUUAUGGUGUUUUCAAAAAUGGUUUAGCAUAUGAAUACUAUCCUGGAGUUACUUUAAGCCCAAAUACAGUGAUUGAUUCAAAAAUAUCAGGUCUUGUUGCAAAGCAAAUGGCAAAAAUGCACAAAAUUGAACUUGGAAAGGAAAUAAAAAAAGAACCUAUGGUAUGGGAUAAAACAGAACAAUUCUUAAGUUUAAUUCCAGAGAAGUUUACAGAUGCCAAUAAACACGAAAGAUUUGCAAGUAGCUUUGGAUCACUAACAAGAUUGAGGAUAGAAUAUGAGCGGUUAAAGUCGCUCUUAAUAAAAACUGAGAGCCCAAUAGUGUUUGCUCACAAUGAUUUGCUUCUAGGAAACGUGAUCUACAAUGAAUCUAAAGGGAAGAUUUCAUUUAUAGAUUAUGAAUAUGCUUCAUAUAAUUAUCAAGCAUUUGAUAUAGCAAAUCAUUUCAACGAAUUUGUUGGUAUAUCUAUUGAUGAUAUCGAUUAUAAUCGGCACCCCAGCAAAGAUUUUCAGAUGAACUGGAUCGAAAAAUAUCUUGUAGAAUAUUUGGAAAACGAAUCGCCGCCUUAUUCAGAUAUUGAAAAACUGUAUAAGGAAGUGCAACAACUUUCGAUAGCUUCCCAUUUCAUGUGGGGUGUGUGGUCUCUGGUGCAGUGCGAAUUAUCGGAUAUUAAUUUUGAUUUUUGCAGAUAUGCCGAAAUACGACUUAACAGGUAUUACGAACAAAAGGACGCCAUCUACAAAGAAUUACUGUGAUGAAGGCUCAGAAGUUUAAUUGAUUAUUAAUAUAUGAGAAUAUUAUAUUAUAAGAAAAUAACAUAAUAUAUUAAGUGACGUAGUAAAUAAAUCUUUGAUUAUAUAUCGUCGAGAUAAUAUUAAGAGAUAUUAAGAGUCCGUGAAAGCCAGAUCUACGUCCAAACUUCAUAGUUGCCAGUCGUUUCUAUAUCGGUAUCGUGAACAUUGCGCAGUAAAACGUUCAUCUAUCAUAUUAUGACGUAGGUCUGGCGUUUAAUGACUUCUGCUCUGUAAAGUUUCAUCUUGAGACAAGUGACGUGUUGCAGCUUUGAUAAUAUGUUUUUAUUUUUUUAUCGUUGUGCAUUGGUGUAGGCUGUAUUUAUGUACUAUACAAAUAUUAUGGUAUACAAAUGUGUAACAUUUUACCUUGAAAAUUGAGAAAUUUGUAUGUGCAUGUUGAAUUGUAAUAUAUCUUAAACGUUAAGAGAGAGAAAAUAAAUAAAUUGUAAAUAGCUCAUAUUCGAUCUUGUAACUAUUAUAUUGAAAUAUUAAUAAAAGGAAUAUAAUGUACAAGAUAUAAUAAAAAGUACUGUGUAUAUAUUCGGGGGUUCUGUAUAUAUGAUCAGAUUAAAACAGCGAUUGAAAUCGACGAACCGAAAUAGCCCCACUUGUCUUCAUGCGAAAUUCAGUGGGACAGAACAAUAUUUUGCUGAUUUUUGCUAUAAUAUUAAUUAUGAGCACAUAAUCGCAAUGAAGUUGUUGAUUUGUGACUUGCGCAUAUUUUUUGUUGACUAAAUUUAUAAACAAAAAUAUUUGUUUUAUGCAAUUUAUUAAUCUCAUUUAGAUAUUAAGUAUCGUUAAAAAAGUUUCUCAUUGUUAAAGAAAAUUUAAAAAUAAAUGAAAAAAUAUAUUGAUAUUUAUUUAAAGCUCUUUUGCAGCCACAGAAAAAAAAUGUGUUUAUUAAUAUGUAAUUAUUACAAACUAUAACAUAGCUCUAAUGUAUAUUACAAAAAAUUACAAUGUGCCCACCCCAAACCCAACCAUUAGUGAUGUAUUCACAUUCAUAAACAUAUAGAUUCAAAUGAAUUUAAAUGAACCGUGACUAUUAUUUAUACUAUAUUUUCCAAGAUUUCAUUUCAAGAUUUGACAGCGAAAUUAGAUGUAUACUCUGUAAGCACCCGCCAGAAGUUCACUUAUCAUACUGACAUUUUAGCAACUGAAACAGUGUCCCUUUGACGUCCUAGAUUGAAAGUCUAGUCUUUAGACGUGUAUAUAUUCAAAGAUUAUUAUAUCAUAAUAUUAUACAUACAUAUUAUAUAAUUAUUCAUUAAAUUUGUUUUAACAAAUUAAUAAAAAUAUACUAGGAAUAAUACAGGUAUAAGAACAAGUAUUUAGGUUUUAAUUUAAUGUUUUUUUUUUCAAUUACCAAAUAUGAGAUUUACCAUAUCAUAAACAUUUUUAAACGUCAAAUGCAAUACGGGAAUCGCAAGGACUGAUUGUAACCUCUCCGGAAUAUCUCCAACUUUUGGCAACUUGAAUUUUAUGCAUAUUUUGUUGUUUAAAUAUAGUGUUUUAUAUACUUUGUUAUUAUAUUUUUGUUUCAAAUAAACAAUUACUUUUA
Vanessa atalanta (red admiral) is the source of this 2921-nucleotide messenger RNA. It is a transcript of the gene eas, whose product is annotated as ethanolamine kinase. NCBI's taxonomy places the organism in Eukaryota, Metazoa, Arthropoda, Insecta, Lepidoptera, Nymphalidae. The transcript has 7 exons. Gene Ontology annotation, biological process: phosphatidylethanolamine biosynthetic process. Gene Ontology annotation, molecular function: ethanolamine kinase activity. The coding region runs from base 254 to 1321 and encodes 355 amino acids. Gene Ontology annotation, cellular component: cytoplasm. The record is from RefSeq and is a predicted model, not a curated record.